Messenger RNA from Aspergillus versicolor CBS 583.65, 1777 nucleotides. Its product is annotated as aminoalcoholphosphotransferase. Gene Ontology annotation, cellular component: membrane. Lineage: Eukaryota; Fungi; Ascomycota; Eurotiomycetes; Eurotiales; Aspergillaceae. The transcript has 7 exons. Bases 326 to 1564 code for a protein of 412 amino acids. Gene Ontology annotation, molecular function: phosphotransferase activity, for other substituted phosphate groups. The record is from RefSeq and is a predicted model, not a curated record. Gene Ontology annotation, biological process: phospholipid biosynthetic process.
UUGGGUUCCUGGACAAAAGGCGUCGCGGCCACGGGAGAUUUUCCGACCACUUUGCAGAACUUUCCUCUCUUACUUUCUCUUUCCCUGAUUGAUUGUUGUUGGAAGCGCAUCUCGUCAAGUUUUUUACCCUUGAACUGCUCGAAUUGUUUAUUAUCUACAUACCUACCCUACCCUUGUCGCGCUCUUCGCCCUCCGCGAGGAUCGACUGCGGACAGAUCAACCGACCCCCAACCAUCCAGCCCGUCACAUAAAGAAGAUUAUUAUAAACACCCUUUUAUCGUAAUCCACCGGAGUUGAAAAGCGGCAUCUUUUCCUCUCUGCCAAGAUGGUGUACAUCCGGCAAUACCAGCUGUCAAACCUGAAGGACUAUCGUUAUGCGGGAGUUGACCUGUCGCUUAUAAGUCGAUAUGUCCUUAAGCCGUUCUAUAAUAACUUUGUGAUCAAGUGCUUCCCUAUGAGCAUGGCACCUAAUGCUAUUACCUUAACAGGCCUCUUUUUCGUUUUGAUCAACUUCUUCACCGUCUUAUACUACAGCCCGACUCUCGAUCAAGACUGCCCGCCAUGGGUUUAUGCUAGUUGCGCCGUUGGAUUAUUUUUGUACCAAACCUUUGAUGGUGUAGAUGGCAUCCAGGCGCGGAGAACUAAGCAGAGUGGUCCUCUGGGCGAGCUUUUUGAUCACAGUGUUGACGCGUGUAACACGGCUCUGGGAGUUGUAGUUUUCGCUGCGAUUAUGAAUCUCGGCCAGUCGUGGGCUACUGUUUUGACUCUUUUUGGAUCUACCAUGACCUUUUACGUCCAAACUUGGGACAUGUACUACACGCAAGUGUUGACCUUGGGGAUUGUUUCCGGUCCUGUCGAAGGCGUGCUGACGCUUUGCGUUGUCUUUGGAUUCACCGCAUAUAUGGGGGGCGGAAGCUUCUGGCAUCAACCCAUGUUCGAGACGGUUGGCGUUCCUAAACUCGGGUUUAUUCCUGCGCAGCUCUAUGAAAUGCCCUUCACGCAGUGGUAUCUUAUUUACGGCGGGAUUAUGCUGUUCUUCGCCACAGGCUCGAGCAUCGCGCACGUUGUCCAGGUUCGCAAGGAGCGUGGCAAGGAUCCCCUCCAGCCACUGUAUGGUCUCCUUCCUCUCGUCUUGACUUGGGUUCUUGUACCAGCAUAUCUGUACCUCAACCCGACCAUUCUUGAGAACCAUAUGGUUCCCUUUGCAUUGUAUGUCGGCUUGGUCAACGCUUACUCUGUUGGUCGAAUGAUCUGUGCCCACCUGGUCAAGGCAGAUUUCCCUUAUUCAAACAUCCUUCUUGGACCUCUUGCCUUGGCUGUGGUGGACAGUGCCGGUGCUCUUUUUGGUGUCUGGCCAAAAACCUUUAUUGACACCAUUGGACAACCCGCGUUUGUUUUCCUCUGUUUGGGCCUAGGUCUUGGUAUUUACGGAAGCUUCGUGCAUGACAUUAUUACAACCAUCUGCGACUACAUUGAUAUCUGGUGUUUAACCAUCAAGCACCCGUAUGUUCCAGAGCAGGCCGCCAACGGUGAUGUCCUUCAAGCGUCCAAGAAGACACUUUAGAUCGAAACUUGAGGCACCCAAUCGCAUAUCAACUAUGUGAAGCCUCGCAGAGAAAGCCACUGCUUUUUAGAAAUUUCGCCUUCAGUUUGUCUGGCGGAUCAAAUAUUUUGGAGUUGGGCUGGCUCCAGCUAUAUGCCCGUAUUGUUUUAUCAUGUCUUAUGUACAAGCGCAUUACGUUAGCGAUAGAGUAAAAUAUUAAUAAUAAAUGUUUCG